This is a messenger RNA of Phoenix dactylifera (date palm), 882 nucleotides long. The record is from RefSeq and is a predicted model, not a curated record. NCBI's taxonomy places the organism in Eukaryota, Viridiplantae, Streptophyta, Magnoliopsida, Arecales, Arecaceae.
UCCUCUUCUUCUUCUUUUGCUGUUCUUUUUUUCUGACUUCUAGUCUUGUUCUUCUUCUGCCGCCGCCAAGUACUGAGUUCUUCUCCACCUUCUCGAGUUCCCAUUGCUUCAAAAUACGUAGAGUUGACUAACUGGCGAAUGGAUAUGUUUUUUUCUUUUUUGUUCCUGUGGGCAGGAAGACUAGAGAAGAUGAGCAGGAAGCCAGGAGAUUGGAACUGCAGGUCAUGCCAGUAUGUUAACUUCUGCCGGCGGGAGUCAUGCCAGCGAUGUGGGGAGGCAAAGCUGGGCGUCGACCGGCCCGACUACACAAGCAACAGUGGGGCAUGGGACGUGAAGCCUGGCGACUGGUACUGCUUAUGCGGUGUCCACAACUAUGCGAGCCGCGCCAACUGCUUGAAGUGUGGUGCGGCCAAGGAUGACUCCAGCGCGGCGGUGGCUCAGUCUUGGGGAUUUGGACACGCUGCUCCCGCUGGAUGGAAAUCAGGGGACUGGAUGUGCUCCAGACCCGGAUGCAAUAAGCACAAUUAUGCAAGCAGGAUGGAAUGCUAUUGGUGCAAUGCACCAAGGGAUUAUGGCGCAGGAUGCUGAUCAGGGAAAGGAAAAAAAAAAUGUAAGAGGUGAAGUCAGUCAAAUAAAGUCUUGGACUUAUAUUUCUCCAAGUUUUCACUAACUUGCCCCAGUUUGCCCAUCUCAUCGUCCUGCUAGGCUUCUUCAAUGGCAGCCCGGACAGAAACUCAUAUUUUGGAAGUGUCUUUUUGUCGGCAUUUUGUUACCUUCUCAUGUUAUAUCUGCCUCUCAACCCUGUUCUAGCAGCAAUGCAUCAGAAGGCCUUCUAGCUUUCUUUAAGACAGUAUUAAUUGAACCUCGCAAGAGCUUAUCGAA